Molecule: messenger RNA, 2499 nt
Organism: Eutrema salsugineum
Lineage: Eukaryota; Viridiplantae; Streptophyta; Magnoliopsida; Brassicales; Brassicaceae
Product: polyadenylate-binding protein 2
Exons: 9
Coding region: 330-2279 (649 amino acids)
Cellular component (GO): ribonucleoprotein complex
Molecular function (GO): RNA binding
Source: RefSeq, a predicted model, not a curated record
CUCUCUUUCCUCUUCGCAGUUGUCUUCAAUUUCCCCCAAAUCUCUCACCAAAUUAUCUUCGAUAUCGCACGCGCCGCCGCAGGCUUCGCCGCCGGCAACUGCUUUUACCCUCUCCUCCUCCCCUCUCCUCCUCUUAUCCUUCAUUUAAAAAAAACCAUAAAAAAGAUCUGCUUCGUUUUAUCUUCUCCGCUUCAAUUUUUUCCUCUGUUGCUAUCUUCUUUCGUUUCUAGGGUUUAUAUUCGAUUUCUGCGAAAUAAACGAGAGGGGAGAGAAGAGUAAAGAAAAACCCCAAAAAAGAAGAAAAAAAUCCCAAAAAUCAAAAAAAGAAAAUGGCUCAGGUUCAGCCUCAAGGUCAAACUCCGAACGGCUCUGUUCCACCGGUUGCGGCGGCUGGUACCGGAGCAGCGGGUGCUCAAUUCGGUACGACGUCGCUUUACGUCGGAGAUCUGGAUGCGAAUGUUACGGACUCGCAGCUUUUCGAUGCGUUUAGCCAGAUGGGUCAAGUCGUCUCGGUUCGAGUCUGUAGGGAUUUGGCUACUCGGAGAUCUCUCGGCUAUGGAUACGUCAACUUCAGCAGUCCACAAGAUGCUGCAAGAGCGAUCCAGGAACUAAACUACAUACCUCUUAAUGGAAAACCUGUCAGGGUUAUGUACUCUCAUCGCGAUCCUAGUGUUCGCCGAAGUGGUGCAGGAAACAUAUUUAUCAAGAAUCUGGACAAGGCCAUAGACCACAAAGCGUUGCAUGAUACGUUUUCUGCGUUCGGGAACAUUAUCUCGUGCAAGGUAGCUGUGGAUUCUUCAGGUCAAUCAAAAGGCUAUGGGUUUGUCCAAUACGAAACUGAUGAAUCUGCCCAGAAAGCUAUGGCUCAACUGAACGGCAUGUUGCUGAAUGACAAGCAAGUGUAUGUUGGACCCUUCCUCAGGAGGCAAGAAAGAGAUUCUACUGCUAACAUUGCGAAAUUCACCAACGUGUAUGUGAAGAAUCUUGCUGAAACAACUACUGAUGAUGAGUUGAAGAACACUUUUGGUGAGUUUGGAAAGAUUACAAGUGCUGUGGUGAUGAAAGAUGGAGAUGGGAAGUCAAAGGGCUUUGGGUUUGUUAACUUUGACAAUGCCGAUGAUGCCGCCAAAGCUGUUGAAGCUCUUAAUGGAAAAACAUUUGAUGAUAAGGAAUGGUAUGUUGGUAGAGCUCAGAAGAAGUCUGAAAGGGAAAUGGAACUUAAGGUUCGGUAUGAGCAGAGUUUGAAGGAAGCAGCAGACAAGUUUCAAAGCUCUAACUUGUAUGUUAAGAACUUAGAUGACAGCGUUUCUGACGAGAAACUCAAGGAGCUCUUUGCACCUUACGGCACUGUUACAUCUUGCAAGGUGAUGCGGGAUCCUAAUGGCAUAAGCAGGGGCUCGGGUUUUGUAGCAUUCUCAACUCCAGAAGAAGCAACCAAAGCUAUGUCAGAGAUGAGUGGUAAAAUGAUUGAUAACAAACCUCUCUAUGUUGCUGUUGCUCAGAGAAAGGAGGACAGAAGGGUCAGACUGCAGGCUCAGUUUUCUCAAAUGAGACCAGUUGCUAUGCCACCAUCUGUUGGUCCUCGUAUGCAAAUGUAUCCCCCUGGUGGUCCCGGUAUCGGACAACAAAUGUUUUAUGGUCAGGCACCUCCUAAUAUGAUUCCUCCACAGCCCGGGUUUGGCUUCCAGCAGCAGAUGGUUCCUGGAAUGAGACCUGGUGGUGCACCGAUGCACAACUUCUUCAUGCCAAUGGUUCAGCAGGGCCAGCAACGUCCUGGAGGGAGACGUCCUGGAGGGAUCCAGCAAUCCCAGCAGCAACAGCAGCAAGUUCCCAUGAUGCAGCAGCAGCACCAGAUGCACCCGAGGGGUCGAAUGUUCCGCUAUCCGCAAGGACGUGGAAGCGGUGGUCCUCCUGAUGCACCUGGAAUGCUUCCAUAUGAGAUGCCUAGUAACAUGCCAUUGCGUGACUCUGUACUUUCUCAGCAUGUUCCUAUUGGAGCUUUGGCUACAUCCCUUGCUAAUGCUUCUCCAGAACACCAGAGGACGAUGUUGGGUGAGAAUCUGUAUCCGCUGGUGGAGCAGCUUGAGGCAGAGUCUGCAGCCAAAGUGACUGGGAUGCUUUUGGAGAUGGAUCAGACCGAAGUGCUCCAUCUUUUAGAGUCACCUGAUGCUCUCAAGGCGAAAGUAGCCGAGGCUAUGGAGGUUCUCAGAAGUGUCGCUGCGGGUGGUGCAGCCGAGCAGCUUGCCUCGUUGAACCUCAACGAAAACCUUGUCUCUUAAGUGUUGUUCUUCUUCUUGUCUUUCUGUUCGAUUGAGAAAUACAGUUUUCGAAAGUGUGGCUUUGUCUCUUCCAUACACCAAUUGGAGACCCUUUUUUUUUCUGUAGGAUUCUCUGACAUGUUUUUGUUUCUCCCUUCACUCAUCAUACUUUUUUACUUAAUGUGUUUUGCUUGAAAACUUGAUUUGACAUUUUAUUUUGGUUUGUUAUUCCGCAUUUCAA